Caenorhabditis remanei is the source of this 621-nucleotide messenger RNA. RefSeq lists its product as uncharacterized. Gene Ontology annotation, biological process: regulation of cyclin-dependent protein serine/threonine kinase activity; regulation of transcription by RNA polymerase II; DNA repair. The record is from RefSeq and is a predicted model, not a curated record. The transcript is spliced from 5 exons. Gene Ontology annotation, cellular component: transcription factor TFIIH holo complex. NCBI's taxonomy places the organism in Eukaryota, Metazoa, Nematoda, Chromadorea, Rhabditida, Rhabditidae. Bases 1 to 621 code for a protein of 206 amino acids.
AUGAGCAAAAUAAGAGAGUGUAAAAAGUGCAAAUCGAACGAGUACACCAACAAACAACUGGUGAUGAUGAUCAACGAGUGUGGUCAUCCAUUGUGCAAACUUGACGAUGACCAGAAAUGGAUUGAAGAUCAGUUGCGUGACGAGAGACAAAUGAAGGCGAGAAUGACGGAACAUAUGGAGACUGAUGCGCGCGACAAAGAGAACGCGACCGCCGUUACGGACACCCGAAAGAUAAUGGACGAAUUGCGUGAUUCGAACGUCGCCGCGGAAGUGAUUCUGGAUAGAGAGCGGAAGAAACAGAUUGAGAAGGAAUUGGAAGAGAAAGAAGAGCAAGAGAAGCGGAAAAGACGGAAUAAAGAGAUGUUGCAGACGAGGAAACGAGCCGCCGAGAAUAUGUCAUUCAAUACGGUCAUUCGGAUCGCUGGAAGGGCUUAUUUGCAUCAGCCCCUGGAACUCGUCAUCAACGGACCACCAAUGCCGAAUGCAUCUCAAAUCGAAUCGAUGGGUUAUCUCGCUCACAUUCGCAAUGCCACACCGGAUCUGAUCGCCGGCGGUUACACAUCUGCACUCGGUUGUUCUCGUGCACUCUUCGAGGCUCGUAUCGACCUGUUCGCCUUCUAA